Messenger RNA from Penicillium malachiteum, 1344 nucleotides. RefSeq lists its product as uncharacterized. The transcript is spliced from 5 exons. NCBI's taxonomy places the organism in Eukaryota, Fungi, Ascomycota, Eurotiomycetes, Eurotiales, Aspergillaceae. The record is from RefSeq and is a predicted model, not a curated record. Bases 1 to 1344 code for a protein of 447 amino acids.
AUGUCUUAUGACAAGGAUCGAGCGUCAACCCCACCCUACAAUAAAAGUCCAGAUAGCCCUCCGCCGUACGUCAAAGAUGAAGAAGAGUCGAGGGAUAGAAAAGUCAAAACCAAAUUGAAGUACGAAGAUCUCGAUCUGGAAGUCUCCUACGUUGGCAAAGUGGCAUUGCCUGAAGUCAAGAGAGGGAAAAAGCAAGUGUGGCAUAAAUCCGGUGAAAAACCAAUCAUACAUCGAGGUAGAGUACCUCCAGGAUGGAAUGAUCAUGAGCCAGAUCUUGAUUUAGAGGAUUAUGAUGCUCAGAUCAAAAGGUGUGACGAGAGGAUCCAAGAAGGGAUCAUGCCAGCCGUUUUUGAAUGGAAAAAGGAAGAGUUUCAACUCGCCAAAGCAAAAAGAGACGAAGAGUUCGAAGGACUUCAGGGGUACAGUCUCAAUGUUGCCCGAAGGAUCAAAUCCCUUGAGCAGAUCGUGGAAGGUUUAGAAAAGCCCAAUGGAGACUACUUUGAGCAGAUCUGCAAUGCCAAGGCUAUCUUGCUAGCAUACAGAUAUUGGACACUAGACUGGAAUCCAGGACUUGUCACUUACUGGUCUAAGGGAGAGAGGAUUUCAGAGCCUCGUCCGUUUGUUAUGAAAGAGUUCAACGUCAUAAAUUUGAAACACGAAGGGAGUAAAUCAUUUUGGGUCGAAGGGAUACAUGGACCUGGGCCGGUAAAUCAGUUGUUAAAAUCUCAAAAGGCUCUGAUGCGCGCUGAACAUCCCAACGAUUUCAUCAGAAUGCACGAUUGGUCAUUGCGCCUUCCUGGCAUGAACAUUCAUCAUGAUUUCGAAAUUCUGGAUGACACAGGGUGUGAUGAUUUGAGUCUUCGUGUGAGAGACAUGGCUCUCCUUCAAAGACUGCAUCAGGAUGCGGGUCAUCCAGCAGGUACUCCAGCUCUCAAAGUCGCCGGGGCAGCUUUGGUGACAAAUUCCGAUGGAACUCAAAGGCCAGAAGAUAUUAUGUUUAUAGAGGCCAAUUUUAAGGAUGAAAACGGAGAGUUCAUGACCAGUUGGGAUGAAAUAAUCUGUCUACUUGCCAAUCCACCAGGAGCGGCUGUUGUUCCUAGACUCAGUGGGCCCUGGUUGCGAUAUAAGCUCUAUACUGCUAGUGCCCCAUACACUGGAGAGGCUCGUGUGCCAGGGAUGCCACCACCACAUGAGAAUUGUAUAUACAUAUUCGAUCAGAAGAGUGGGCUUUCAACGGUUCGAACCGUGAGAGACCCUCUUCAUAAUGCACAUCCACCGAACUUGUUACCAGGAGCAGCAGAAGCACUAAGAGCACUAGAUGCACAGGAAGACGGCAGUGCCUAG